AUGAGCAAGCUCUGGGGCGGCCGCUUCACCGGCAAGACGGAUCCGAUCAUGGAACGGUUUAACAACUCCCUGGACGUCGACCGCGUGAUGUGGUCGGCCGACAUUGCCGGCAGCGUCGCGUAUGCCACGUCCCUCGAGGCAGCGGGUGUCCUCUCUGCGGCAGAGGCGGGCCAGAUCCGCGAGGGGCUGGGCAAGGUGCGCGAGGAGUGGGCCUCGGGCGCCUUUGUCGUCAAGGAGGGCGACGAGGACAUCCACACCGCCAACGAGCGCCGGCUGACGGAGCUGAUCGGCGCGGUGGGCGGGAAGGUGCACACGGGCCGCUCGCGCAACGACCAGGUGGUCACCGACCUGCGGCUGCACCUGCGCUCCGUCUGCGCCGAGCUCGCCACGGAGCUGGCCGGCCUCGUGGACCUGCUCAUGCCGGGGUACACGCACCUCCAGUCGGCGCAGCCGGUGCGCUGGUCGCACUGGAUGCUCGCCCACGCGCAGGCGUGGCGGCGGGACCACGGCAGGCUGGUGCAGGCGGCGGAGAGGAUGAACGAGUGCCCGCUCGGCUCGGGCGCCCUCGCCGGCAACCCGUUCGGGGUGGAGCGGGAGAGCCUCGCUUCGGCGCUCGGCUUCGCGCGGCCGACGGCGAGCGGCGACGGACGCGGUGUCAAUGCGUCCUCACUGGCAAACUCGAUGGACGCGGUGUCGGACCGCGACUUCGUGGUCGAGCUCUCCGGCUGGGCGACGCUGCUCAUGGCGCACCUGUCUCGCUUCGCCGAGGAGCAAGAGUCGUCUCGGCGCGGGAGCCGCGAGGCCGACAUCAUCGUCUUCUCCACGCAGGAGUUCGGCUUCGUCAAGUGCGGAGACUCGUACUCGACCGGCUCGUCGCUGAUGCCGCAAAAGAAGAACCCGGACGCGGCGGAGCUGCUGCGCGGAAAGGCGUGCGCCUAA
Molecule: messenger RNA, 939 nt
Organism: Emiliania huxleyi CCMP1516
Lineage: Eukaryota; Haptophyta; Isochrysidales; Noelaerhabdaceae
Gene: ASL2
Product: argininosuccinate lyase
Exons: 5
Coding region: 1-939 (312 amino acids)
Cellular component (GO): cytosol
Molecular function (GO): argininosuccinate lyase activity
Source: RefSeq, a predicted model, not a curated record